AUGGCUGAGCCAGACUACGACGAUCCAAACAUGCCUCCUCCAGAUGCCAUGGGCGAUGACAGACCCUCAGAUAACGACGACCAGCUCAACGACGUGAGUCCCGAAUUUGACGACCCCGAGCCGGCAGCAGCUGCGUCAGACGAUGACGACGAAUCGCUACUAUCAGAAGUCGAUGAAGCACAGUUCGCCGACUUCGAUCCAGAAUCGGUGCAAGUCGCUCCAGAUUUUGAGACCCUCAACAAACUAGGCCGAGUCAGUAAACGUCAAAGACCUGAAGGCGAAGAGGCUCCCAAAAAGCGCAAAGAGGGACGGCGCGAGAAGAUCAAGAGGAACAAGCGAGGACGAGAAGAUAGCGAGGAUGGAUUUUCUGGAGGUGAGGAGAUCGAGGGGAAGCGCCAGCGCAAAUCAAAGCCUGGUGGUGAUGGCGAGAGGAAGAAGCCCGUACGGGUAGAGAUCAAUGAAGAUGAUCUGCCACCGGAGGAGAGGAGACGGCGGGCGCUGGAUCGUGCUAUGGAUGCAGCCGUAAAGAGAAGUACCACGCGCCGCGUCAAGAAGGGCGAGAUUGAUCUCGAGUCGAUGGCCGAUCAAGAGAUUGAGGAUAUGCGCAAUCGUAUGACCAAGGCCGCUGAAGAAGACGGUGAGCUCGUCCGGCAAGGAUUACCAGCAUCCCAGAAGCUUAAGAUGUUGCCGCAAGUCGUCGCCCUCCUCAAUCGCAACCAAUACACACAAGCGAUCCUUGACCCUGAAAUGAACCUUCUCGAGGCGGUUCGCUUCUUCCUCGAACCGCUUACAGACGGCUCACUACCAGCCUACAACAUUCAGCGCGAGCUUUUCGCAUCCCUUGCUAAGCUGCCCAUGACCAAGGAAGCACUUAUUUCCUCCGGCAUUGGCAAAGUCAUCGUCUUCUACCGCAAAUCAAAACGCACCGAGCCCGUAAUCAAGCGGCAAGCCACUAAAUUAAUGGAGGAAUGGUCCAGACCACUGCUGCAACGGAGUGAUGACUACACCAAGAAGCAGUUCAAGAAAGUCUACUAUGACCCAAGCACCAAGGCCGAGACGACGGGCGCAGCCAAGGUCACACGGAAAGCGGCGGAUACCGUUGGUCCCGGAAAGAAAGAUACGAACCGUGCGAGACCGCUUCAUGGCGCUCUCAGCUACACUAUUGCACCGCAGGUUAGCAACAUGGCGUCUAGACCGAGGUGA
Messenger RNA from Cyphellophora europaea CBS 101466, 1203 nucleotides. RefSeq lists its product as uncharacterized. Gene Ontology annotation, cellular component: nucleus. Gene Ontology annotation, biological process: poly(A)+ mRNA export from nucleus. The transcript is spliced from 2 exons. Bases 1 to 1203 code for a protein of 400 amino acids. The record is from RefSeq and is a predicted model, not a curated record. Lineage: Eukaryota; Fungi; Ascomycota; Eurotiomycetes; Chaetothyriales; Cyphellophoraceae.